This is a messenger RNA of Botrytis sinoallii, 2388 nucleotides long. RefSeq lists its product as uncharacterized. Gene Ontology annotation, molecular function: transmembrane transporter activity. The record is from RefSeq and is a predicted model, not a curated record. NCBI's taxonomy places the organism in Eukaryota, Fungi, Ascomycota, Leotiomycetes, Helotiales, Sclerotiniaceae. The coding region runs from base 220 to 2388 and encodes 722 amino acids. Gene Ontology annotation, biological process: transmembrane transport. The transcript is spliced from 7 exons.
UGAACAAAGGAGUUGAAACAACUUUACAUCGACAUUAAUAUCAAAAAAUACCACGAAGGCAUCCCCUGGAGAUGCAAAUAUGGUUCAGACGGUGAAGCGAGCUCUCCAAUUGAAAAUGCAGCACCAAAUAAAGAUUUAGUGGAAGAACUUGACUUUUCGCGUCAAAUUUUCCAUGUACAACCGUCAUCUGAAACUACUCCGGAUGACAGAGGAGACCAAAUGGUUCUAAAUGAGGCCAAUGGACUCCCUCAUCAUUCAGAUACUGAUAAAAAUCAACAAGCAGUAGAUACAGGAUCUGGUAGACAAGAAGGUUCUAAAGAUAAUGUGGAAGCGAACAAAGAUGGAACUAACCUCAGCCCGCAGAAGGUACGUUUGAAGAAGCAGAAUCACAGUUGGGGUCGCAACAAGGAAAUACCGACAGAGAGGUUGAAUUCUCAACGAAGUCCUCAACAGCCAGAAGAACAUAAGCCAAGGGUCUCCCACGAUUCAUUUAAAAGCCUCAAAGAAAAGUCCGGCAAUGCUUCGCGUCCCUCUACCAUGGAGAGUACGAAAGCAGGCUCUGAUUAUGCAGGAUUUGAAUCUAUCAUGGAGUUGGAAAAACCGUCACUCGAGGAAAAUACUCGGAUAUUACAACCCACCACAUCUCCAUCUGCAGCUCCAUCACUUCGACAUCUAGCAUCUCAAAGCACGCUUGGUGAAUCCGUGUCUAGCGCCAAGAGAAGUAGGACCUAUGAGCGACCACAUCGAUUAUCCACUCCUGUGGAAGAGCAGAGACACCCCGGAAAACCAGGAUUGUGGAGUGAUCAAUUCAUGAAGAACAUAGAUGAGAUGGUGGAUUGGGAAACCAAAGAGAAAAACGAGGAAGCUGUUGCGCCACCAGAGCCACAGGAACUGGAUGCAGAAAUUGAGUAUCCUGGAACUCUUGCUCUAACGAUUCUCACGAUCGGGCUUUGCUUGUCGGUGCUUUUGAUUUCUUUGGAUAGAACAAUUAUUACAACUGCGAUUCCCUAUAUUAGUGGAGAAUUUCAUUCAUACGCGGACGUGGGGUGGUAUGGAAGUGCAUACCUACUUACGGCAUGCGCGUUCCAACCGAUGUAUGGAAGGAUCUUUACUAUUUUCAGUAUCAAAUGGUCAUAUCUAGGCGCAAAUGCGCUAUUUGAGAUAGGAUCAUUGAUUUGUGGUGUAGCUCCGAAUUCUCUCACAUUGAUUAUAGGGCGCGCAAUCGCUGGAGUUGGAAGUGCGGGUAUUUUGACUGGUUCUUUUGUUGUGGUGGCUCAUAGUGUUCCGAUACAAAGACGUCCCGUCUUCACCGCGGCUGUGGGUUUGAUGUUCGGAUUAGGAGCUACAGUGGGACCAUUAAUGGGAGGGGUGUUCACAGACAAAGUAUCAUGGAGAUGGUGUUUCUAUUUCAAUCUUCCGGUCGGCGGUGUAACCAUCUUGGCCAUGAUCUUGUUCUUCAAUCCGAAGAUUAACACGGUCACAAAACGAUCGUUCGGCUCACGAGUCCUGGAUCUCGACAUCCUCGGAAACAUUCUUUUGCUCGGUGCAUGCGUUAUGCUUUUUAUAGCUUUCCAACAUACUGAAGAGGGCAGUUCUUGGUCCAGCGCAAUGGUUAUUGGCCUUCUCGUCGGCUUCGGAGUGACCAUGAUUUUGUUAGGACUGUGGUUCUGGUACAGAGGCGACAAAGCUUUGGUCCCACUUGAAAUACUCCAGCAACGAACCGUACUAGCAAGCUGCCUUUUCUCGUUCUUCCUCUAUUCAGCCUUGAUCAUUCACGGCUAUUAUCUCCCUCAAUGGUUUCAAGCGAUCAAGAAUACAUCUGCCAUUGCAUCUGGUGUCGACAUGAUUCCAUAUAUCCUCUGCAAUGCUUUCUUCUCACUCGUAGCCGGUGUUCUCGUCUCCAAAUCCGGAUAUUUCACACCACCCCGCUAUCAUCGAACUGAUACCACAUCGGCUGAGUGGAUCGGCUACGAAAUUCUCAGUGCGACGGGUUUCGGAAUUGCAAUCCAACAAGGAUUUACCGCUGUCCAAACUGUCUUGCCAUUGGAGAAAAUCCCUAUCGGCACCGCUGCGGUGGUUGCAUCGCAGUCUUUUGGUGGCGCAGUUUUUGUUUCUGUUGGAAAUACAAUUCUUCAGAACCAAUUGAAAUCCUCAUAUGACAGUGGACAGCUACCAGGAAUCGAUAUCCAGGCAGUUUUAGAUGCUGGUGCCACUGGCUUCAGAUCUGUAGUUGAUGCGGAUCAAUUGCCUGCACUAUUGGAAGUAUACAAUGGUGCUUUGCAGAAAGUUUUUAUCGCAGCGAUUCCUGUUACUGGAUUGGCGUUUAUUUCUUCUCUAUUUCUGGAAUGGAAGAGUGUUAAAACUCAGGAGUCCACUGAACAGGUUUAA